GGAAGGACAUUGCAACCAAUGAAAUCAAGCAAUGGGCGGAACCUCACACGUGGUUCAAGCAUGGCUCCCGGAGGGAAGAUCAACAGACCUAAAACUGAACUGAAAAAGAAACUCUUUAAACGGCGAAGGGUUUUGACAAAGGAAAAGAGAAAGAAACAUAAGAUUGUUGGAGCCAUUGUGGAUCAAGGGCUGAUAACUAUUCACCACCUUAAGAAGAGAUCUUCCAACUGUAGAGCCAAUAUCACACUGUCUGGAAAGAAGAAAAGAAAGCUCAUGAAGCAGCUGCACCACAUGAGCCGCGAGAAAGCUACAAUGGAGGUGGAGAGAGCACCCAAAGGAAAUGCAAACUCUGCAAAAGGAUCUGCAAAAGGCAGAAAAAAUAAUGCCACAGCCCAGGAUGUUGAAAUGGACGAAUGUAUGGACUAAGCAAAUGGACUGCUUCAGCAUAUGGCCAAGACCUCCCUCAGAAUGCUGAAUUUAAAGAGAAUUCCAGAAAUGGCUUAAGGCAUUUUCACAAGAUACAGAAAUAUAAAUUGACUGGACUGAAAGAUAAGUAAAUAUACCCACUGCCCACUGACAAUAACUGCAGUUAUUUCAACCCAAUGGAAACACUCUGCCCUUCCUUGAUCUAUACAGGGAUCAGACUCUUAUCUGCACAUACCCAUCCUGUUGUGGUUGGAGUUCAGGUGUAUACUGCAUGUUAUAUAACUGUUAACGGAACAGGAUUCUGUUAAGGCAUUGAUCUAGUUUUUAUUACUUUUGUUUGCCCUUUAAGCUGAAAUCCAUUGAUUGCCCCAAGCAGUGAAAACUCAAAAAAGCAUUUUGUUCCGCAGUCCCGUGUUCACACAAACACAAAAAAAAAAACAUUUUAAGGUUUUGCUAAACAGUAGUAGAGUUUUAAAUGUUUGUAUGUACAAUUUUGGAACAUUCAAGCUUACUGAAUGUAUUUGUACUUUUAAUCAUCUUGCUAAGAACCAUAAAAAUUGCAUUGUAAAACAUGGUCACUGUCAGGUUUUGACUUGAAGGAACACAUCAUCUUGAGUUGCUUUUACAAAGAUGUGGAAAACACAUACUGUUUAUGCAGGUGUUUGGAGAACACUUGUCUUUGUCUUGUGUCCUGUAGCCAGUUUUCCAAGGUGCAAUGCCAGUACUAGAAUAACAUUACAUUUUUAGUUGUGAUAUUAGUGAGCCCCACUGUAGAAAAGUUAAUCAACUCAUAGUUUGGACAUUUUACUUAUAAGAUAAAGGAAAUCAGCAGUCCAUGUACCUUUCAUUUCUGACAUCCUAGGUGGAGAAAACGUUCAUCAUAAUGUUACAAAAUAACAUUGACAAUAUUGUGAGUUGAAAGUUUUGGAUUUCAGGUGAGUUUUGCAAGGGCCAAAGAUGUUUUUUUCCACUGAAACAAAAGAAACAAGAUUGUAAUGUAUAACUUCAUAUCUAAUAUGUGAUUUUAUAUUUGCCAUGAGUGAGGAUCCCCACCAAGAGAACAUAUAAAAUCUAAUAAUCAGCA
Molecule: messenger RNA, 1510 nt
Organism: Lepisosteus oculatus (spotted gar)
Lineage: Eukaryota; Metazoa; Chordata; Actinopteri; Semionotiformes; Lepisosteidae
Source: RefSeq, a predicted model, not a curated record